Molecule: messenger RNA, 903 nt
Organism: Penicillium odoratum
Lineage: Eukaryota; Fungi; Ascomycota; Eurotiomycetes; Eurotiales; Aspergillaceae
Product: Aldo/keto reductase
Exons: 1
Coding region: 1-903 (300 amino acids)
Source: RefSeq, a predicted model, not a curated record
AUGAAAUCCCGUCAGAAUCGAGACGAGAUUGUGCUUGCGAUCAAAUACACGGCCCCAUUCCCAUAUGAACAAAGGGAGAAAAUCCAAGUUGACUUUGGCGGCAACGGGACUAAAUCACUUCGCCUCUCUCUUGAGGCGUCCCUCAAAAAGCUCGGAACAACUUAUAUCGAUAUCUUCUAUGUUCACUGGUGGGACUUUACCGUCAGUAUUCCAGAAUUUAUGCGUACUCUGGACGAUCUCGCCGCCGCUGGAAAGAUUUUGCAUCUUGGAAUCUCCGACACCCCAGCCUGGGUUGUUUCGAAGGCAAAUGAAUACGCUCGCUGUCAUGGCCUCCGCCAAUUCGUGGUUUACCAGGGCUUAUGGAAUGCGGGUACCCGCGACUUCGAACGUGAUAUCCUCCCUAUGUGCUGCGCCGAGGGUAUGGCAGUGGUUCUAUACGGGACAUUGGGACAAGGCCGCUUUCAGACCAAAGCAGCAUUUCAGGAACGCGAAAAAACCAAUCCUGGUCGCACUGGACCACCGAUCAAUGAGCACGACAAGGCAAUCUCAUCGGCUCUCGAGGAGGUCGCCAACGCUCGAAGCACCGAUAUCGCAAGUGUGGCUCUUGCGUAUAUCAGGAGCAAAGCACCCUACAUUUUUCCACUUAUUGGCGGCCGUAAAGUGGAACACCUCAGAGGAAACAUUGCAGCUCUGGAAUUGACUUUGAGUGAAGACGACGCGAAAGAGAUUGAAAAGGCUUACUACUUUGACCAUGGGUUUCCGCAUACUUUCCUUAGUGGUAGUAGGUUUGGCCAAGGUACUCCUAGAGGUGCUUUCGGACCUCGCGAUGUCUUUUUAAGUGACCAGAUGGGCCACCUCGACUGGGUUCAGGCGGAGAGGUCACUUGACUCCUACUACAGUUGA